UUCCCUGAAGCAAUAUUGAGAACCGCCACCGUCUCCAGCCCCCAACUGCAUGGUCGCCCAUUACAGAAUGCUUUGUGUCCUAACAUAAUCAGUUAAUUUGUAACUCCUGGAAUUAGGAAAUCUUUUAAAAGGCUCUCCAAAGGCAGCUGCUGAAUGUGAAACCCGACAGACAGGUGCUGGUGGCGGAGAGGGUCGGUCACAGUUUAGGCCAAAAUGUCCAAAUUGGUGGAAUGUGUACCAAAUUUCUCAGAGGGGAAGAACAAAGAGGUUAUUGAUGCACUGGCUGCAGCCAUCUCUCAGACCGCAGGAUGCCGCUUGUUGGAUGUGGACCCUGGAGCUUCUACAAACCGCACAGUGUUUACCUUUGUGGGCAGCCCAGACGCGGUAGUUGAAGGUGCUCUGAAUGCAGCACGUGUGGCUUUCAAGACAAUUGAUAUGCAAAAGCAUAAAGGUGAACAUCCUCGCAUGGGGGCUUUAGACGUCUGCCCCUUUAUUCCUGUGCGGAAUGUGACAAUGGAGGAGUGUGUAACCUGCGCUAAUCGCUUUGCUGAGAGACUGGUCGAAGAGCUGCAUGUUCCAGUGUACUUGUAUGGAGAGGCUGCUCGGAGUGAGAAUCGCAGAUCCCUUCCAGCGGUGAGGGCUGGCGAGUAUGAAGCUCUGCCCACCAAGCUGCAGAAUCCAGAGUGGGCUCCAGAUUAUGGGAAGCCAAUCUUUGUUCCCAGUUGGGGAGCAACUGUGAGUGGAGCACGCAAGUUUCUGAUAGCUUAUAAUGUGAACCUUUUGAGCACCAAGGAACUGGCCCAUCGGAUUGCCUUGAAUAUUCGUGAAGGGGGGCGUGGAAAAGGACAGUCUGGACGUCUCAAGAAGGUCCAAGCUAUCGGAUGGUUUCUUCAAGAGGAGAAUUUGGCUCAAGUGUCAACAAAUCUUUUGGAUUAUGAGAUAAGCUCACUGUACAUGGUAUACGAGGAAGUUUGUAAAGAUGCGAAAGAGUUGAAGCUACCUGUACUUGGCUCCCAGCUUGUUGGUCUUAUCCCACUCAAAGCUCUUAUGGACACUGCAGAGUUCUAUAUCCGAGAGGAAAAACUGUUUAUACUUGAGGAGGAUCACAAAAUUCGACUGGCAAUUAACAGGCUUGGUUUGGACUCGCUGUCUCCUUUUGAACCAAGGAAAAGGAUCAUUGAGUACCUGGUCCAGGAUGAGCUAUCUGAUGCUGUUCUUGUUAAACAGACUUUGCAAGGGUUUGUGCAAAGUGUAGGGGCUCGCUCUGCCACUCCUGGGGGAGGCUCUGUGUCUGCAGCUGUGUCUGCCAUGGGGGCAGCUCUGGGCUGCAUGGUCGGUCAGAUGACCUAUGGGAAACGUCAGUUUGAAUCGCUGGAUGAUGUCAUGCGGGAGCUGAUUCCUCCCCUCCAUGCAGCAGCGGAACAACUCCUGUUAAUGGUUGAUGCUGAUUCUAAAGCUUUUGGAAGCUACAUGGCAGCUUUGAAGCUUCCAAAAGAAACUACAGAAGAGCAACUAAAGCGCUUUAAUGCCCUGCAAGAUGGUUUGAAGGAAGCAGUAGGUGUGCCUUUGAGUUUGGCUGAGAAAAUCAACACUUUGUGGAAGCCACUCCUGGAACUGUCGAAACAUGGAAACUCUGCAUGUAUAUCUGAUUUGCAGGUUGCAGCCAAAGCGUUAGAAACUGGUGUAUUUGGAGCUUACUUUAACGUCCUGAUCAACCUGCGAGAAAUAAAGGAUGACGAGUUCAAAAAUCAGACUCAAAAGAAAGUUUCUCAACUACUGGAAGAGGCAAAGAACUGUGCACAGUCUGUACUGCAAGUGUGCGAGGGUCGACUCUAAGUAUAAUGCAAUUAAUAUGCAAUCUUUAAUAAAAUAACCUUUCCUUCUA
Molecule: messenger RNA, 1885 nt
Organism: Spea bombifrons (plains spadefoot toad)
Lineage: Eukaryota; Metazoa; Chordata; Amphibia; Anura; Pelobatidae
Gene: FTCD
Product: formimidoyltransferase cyclodeaminase
Exons: 14
Coding region: 214-1836 (540 amino acids)
Molecular function (GO): folic acid binding; transferase activity
Source: RefSeq, a predicted model, not a curated record